Fonsecaea monophora is the source of this 1119-nucleotide messenger RNA. RefSeq lists its product as hypothetical. Lineage: Eukaryota; Fungi; Ascomycota; Eurotiomycetes; Chaetothyriales; Herpotrichiellaceae. Bases 1 to 1119 code for a protein of 372 amino acids. The transcript has 3 exons. The record is from RefSeq and is a predicted model, not a curated record.
AUGUCGAACAAAAAUAACUCACGUACUCAGCAGGGGAGCGAGAAAGAGGGACCUAGAGACAACAAAUAUGCUCAUGUCAAGGCCUUGCUGCUCACUUUCAAAUACCACGACCUGGGGAAAUGUCUGAACAAUGAAACCAAGGGUCUCAAGAAAGCGUUUAAGACGUUGGGCUAUGACGUCGAGGACGUUGAGGCGUUUGAUAUCCCUAUGAAAGACUCUGAGAAUGCCUUAUAUGAGAAAGUGGACGAGUUCUUGAAGAGGCCAGCGAAGAAGGCAGAGAAGAAGGCAGAGAAGGAGGAAGAUACACUUCUCAUCAUUUACUAUCACGGACAUGGCGGAGUGUCUGACGAUGGACUGGAACUCGUCAGCCAUAACAUUCCGGACGAUACAUACGACCUGGGACGCACGAUGGGUUUGAUCCUGGAGCACCUUGCCCACGCCGAGAGCGACACCAUCGGCGAUGAUGGAACCAGGAAAGAGAUAACCAACGAAUGGCAAAGAUAUCAGCGCGUUGCCAAGGUGAGGUGGCAUUAUAACGACCAGAAAAAGCCAGACGACCAGAAAAAGCCAGACGACCAGAAAAAGCCAGACGACCAGAAAAAGCCAGACGACCAGAAAAAGCCAGACGACCAGAAAAGACCAACCCUCAGGAGAAAGAUUUUGGAUGCAAAGUACGACACGCUGGUCAUUCUUGAUUGCUGCAAUGCGGGACUUGCCGCCCUGGGUGAGGCGUGGCAAGGUGUCGAGAAGGGCGACCGUACGGCGAAAAGCCAGGAAAGCAAGGAGGGAUUCAAUCCUUACCGCAAGGAGCUGAUUGGGGCCUGCGGCUGGGACGUUGGAACUGCAAAUUGGAUGACCCAGGCUCUGCUCGAGUCCCUGAAACAUAAUCUUCUUGAUAAGGAGGAUGCUGUGUCGAUGGCCACGGUCGUUCGCGACAUGAACACCAUUCUGGGCAACAAGUUUUUGGAAGGAAGACGCAAGGGACAUCGCAAUCGCAAGGCAUUUCCCCAGACUGUGCACUAUCUACUCGAUCGGACCAAGCGCGACAAAAUACUUUUGGAGGCGCACAAAAAGCCAAACUGGAAGACCGAAAAGAAGGAGGAAGCGAGGCCACAAUAG